Messenger RNA from Phalaenopsis equestris, 370 nucleotides. Its product is annotated as E3 ubiquitin protein ligase RIN2-like. Gene Ontology annotation, molecular function: metal ion binding; ubiquitin protein ligase activity. Gene Ontology annotation, biological process: ubiquitin-dependent protein catabolic process; protein ubiquitination; positive regulation of plant-type hypersensitive response. The record is from RefSeq and is a predicted model, not a curated record. The annotation marks the transcript as partial. Lineage: Eukaryota; Viridiplantae; Streptophyta; Magnoliopsida; Asparagales; Orchidaceae. Gene Ontology annotation, cellular component: cytosol; plasma membrane; ubiquitin ligase complex. The transcript is spliced from 3 exons.
CUGCAGGAUCUUUGACAGAGUUGAAAGGACAACUUAUACGAAAUUGUGGUUUUCUUUUAGACGUGAUGGCUUUAUUGAUGGGAGUAGGUCAUUACGUGAUAAUAUGGUGGCUUCAUGGCAUGGCAUUUCACCUUGUGGAUGCUAUUCUUUUCUUGAACCUGCGUGCUAUUUUAAGUGCAUUGGUUAAGCGGGUGAAAGGAUUUAUCAAGUUGAAGAAGGCAUUAAAUUCCCUAGACGGAUCCCUUCCUGACGCUACAACUGAAGAGCUCUCUGAAUUUAAUGAUGAGUGUGCAAUUUGUAGAGGACCAAUGGCCAGGGCUAAAAAGCUACCCUGCAAUCAUCUCUUUCAUCUUGCGUGCUUAAGAUCCUG